This is a messenger RNA of Linum tenue, 2086 nucleotides long. NCBI's taxonomy places the organism in Eukaryota, Viridiplantae, Streptophyta, Magnoliopsida, Malpighiales, Linaceae. The record is from the annotation of a GenBank genome assembly.
CCUCUCGUUUCUUCAAAAUCCAGAGAGGAAAAAAAAAUGAUGUAGGUGAUAAAUUAAAACCCUUCUCAUCAAUCACAAUAAAAAGAAGAAUAAAAAAAAAAGAAGAAUAAAAGAAAAGAAAAGAAAGGAAAAUUGUUUGAUAUUCCCCAGCUGCUGCUGCACAAUUGGAGGAGCCUGGGAGAGGGAGAGAUGAUAAUUGGUAGAUGGUUCUUUGCUGUCCAAUCUGCAGCUCUUCUCUUCCUCCUCGUCGUUUCUUCCUCCUUCUUCACAACUUCCGACGCCAGCAACAUAGACCAGCAGAUUCAAGAAUGGACGAGCAAGUACAAGGAUUUGUUGGCAGGAAUGAAACAAGACUACAGCGGGAGCAAGCUUGCGAUCACCAACAUGACGCUGGCCGCAGAAAGGACGAGGAGGCGGGACCCACUUGACGGAUGCCAUUACUAUACAGGAGGCUGGAAUUACGAGGACAAGCAUUACUGGGCCUCAGUCGCCUUCGCCGCGCUGCCGCUAGUGAUCAUCGCCGGUGUCUGGUUCCUGUCCUUAUGGGUGUUCCUCUGCUGCGCCUUCCUCCGGUGUUGCUGCGCCGUCUGUUGCGGCCGCAAGAAGCGCCGCGGCAACCCUCGCUCACUCUACAACGCUUCCCUCGCCAUUCUCCUCAUCUCCACCAUCGUAGCCAUAUCGGGGAGCGUGGUGAUCUACGUGAACCAGCACAAGUUCUACGACGAGGUGUUCGACGCCAUGGAGUACAUCAUGAACAAGGCGGUCACCAUUCUCGACAAGCUCAAGGUGGUGGUCAACGCCUUCGCCAACGCCGCCAGCAUGGCCUCCAACCAGUUCUCGCUGCCGCCGGAUGUGUUGGGCAGCAUCACCUACGUCAACGACCUCGUCACUUCCAUGGCCACACUUCCCCAGCUUCAGUCCUCGGCCAUGAACCUCGCCAUACACAGUGUCCUUUUUCCUGCGAGGCUAGCACUUAACAUAAUUGUGGGGAUAGUAAUCGCCUUGGUAGUUCUUGGUCUUCUGUUCUCCAUUCUUGGCAUCCGAUGUUUGGUGUACUUGCUUGCAGUUCUAGGUUGGGCCAUCAUCGUACUGCUACUCAUCCUCAGUGCUUUGUUUCUCGUCUUCCGCAUUGCGGUGGCAGACGCGUGCGUGGCGAUGGAAGAGUGGGUGAGAAACCCGACCACCAACUCCACCAUGAACCAGGUGCUGCCAUGCUUGAACAGCACCAUCGCCGAUGAAGCCCUGUCGGUGAGCAAAGCCACCGUCUACUUCAUCGUCAACUCCACCAACCAGUUCGACAACGGGGUUGCCAACAAACGGUCCAACCUUGGCCUCUCCUACAAUCAAUCGGGCCCCUUGCUCCCGCCUCUCUGCAAUCCCAUCAAUGCCGACAUGACCUACAGGUCUUGCCUCCCUGGUGAAGUCGACAUCGCCAAUGUCUCCGAGGAAUUCGACAAGUACAAGUGCCAGGCGUCGGGAUCGGGAAUUUGCGCGAGCCCGGGGAGGUUGACCCCGUACAUGUACGACCAAUUGAUAGCGGUGGUCAACGUGAGCUACUCCUUGUACACAGCAGGCCCGUUCUUGGCGGAAGUAGGGCAGUGUUCCUUUGUGUUGAAGACGCUGACCGAGAUCACGGACUCGUAUUGCCCUGGGCUCAGAAGGUACAGCUACAGAACGUUUGUUGGGCUGGUGAUGAUCUCUGUUUCAGCUAUGGUGUGCUUGGUCUGCUGGCUGUGUCAUGUGAGGGCGAAGCAACAGCUGUGGGAAGCUAAGAGGUACAAAUCCUUGUCGACGGGGCCUUUGAAACCCUGGUAAAAAACAAAAGAAAAAAACACAAAGAGAUUGGCUAGUGGUAAACGUUCAGUACUAUAUACUUUGAGUUAAAAGGUCCAUUUGUGUGUGUUUGUGUAAAAAAUGUCGAUGGAAAACUACUUGUGAGAAGAGAUUUGGAUAAAAAAGAAAACCAAGGGUGUCCUUUUUCUGACCAGGAAGAUUACUACUUGUACACUUUGCUGGGUUUUUUUGUUUUUGGUUUUGUUGAGAUCAAUUUGUGUGUGUUUGUGUAAGUUCUUUUAACUUUCUGUUU